UAACCACCUACAAUAAUAGUUACGAAAAAAAUAUCGGAUUUUAAUGAAAAUGUUUAUUGCAAUGGAGGUGAAAGAGUCAUCUUACCUUUUUACCAACAAGACCGUUAAGUAAUGAUGAUUUUCCAACAUUGGGAUGACCUAAACAAGACAGGAGACAAUCUUCACGCGAUCAUUCAUAUGAUGUAAGCAACUUUUGGGCGAUGAGAAAAUAAUAUGGAAUAGUGAACGAUGAAAGUCGGAGUGCUUCGGAGUAUUAAGAGAAUCGGGUUUUUGAUGGAGCAUUCAUUAAAUCCUGACACUCAAGAGAAUGAUGAAAUUCAUUCGGAUUCAGAAGGUCAGAUACCUGUAGUACAGACGUCCUUGGAUGUUCUAAGCAAUAUCGCUUGUGAAGAUGAAAAUUUUGAUGGAACAAAUCAUGAAGUUAAUUCAAAUGUGCAGAGUCAGAGCUGUGAUGUUGGAACAUGUGACGAUGCCAGUAUUGAAACCAGCACAAAUCAUGUUAUUUCUGCUGAAUAUUUUGAAGAAUAUCGCUCACCAGAUAGUGAUGCGAAUAUUGAAGUUGAUCAAGACACUUCAUGUGAAAGUGUAUUGCGUAAGAGCAUAAGAGCUCGAAGACCUAGAAAAAUGUCACCUGGAAGUAGCGAAUCAAGCGUUGUAAACAAGAAACCUAGAAUGAGCAGAUAUUCAAAAAGGGCAAAGACAAAAAAUGUUCCAUUUAAAUGUGAUCUAUGUGGCUCAAGUCAUAUAACAGACCCUUCUCGACGUGGUAAUAGACUUCGGCUAUCAAUGCAUGCACCAAGUCCGAGACAUAAACUGGACCCAGAAACAGGAAAGAUGCUUACUUUAUGUAAUGCUUGUGGUUUGUCAUUUAACAGAACAAAAGUGCGGAGACCACAAGCUAUUUGUGAUCCAGAAGCAAAGAAUGCUUAUCUUGUAGAAGCUCAACAAUUUGCUUCCUCAUUGGCAGAAGGUCUUAAUGACCAAGAUGCUGCAAGACUGUAUUGUCCUCAGUUUAAAACAAGCUCUUGUGGUUGUUUGCAAAAAUACAUAUUGGCUGAAGGCAAUUUGGACGAGUCUCGUCAACGAGCGCUUAAGUUGGUAGAACUACUAAAGCAGUCAAAGGUUCUUUCCAAACAGAAAUGUUAUCAAACUGAAGAAAGUUCUACACUUUCACCUGAGAAGAAAGGAAAGAAAGGGAAAGGCAUUGGGCUUGGAAAUGGCCAAAGAAAGUCAAAAGCCUUUGAAGAUUUCAUUUUAGAACAACGUGUUUAUCUCCGGGAAGAACUAAAAUUAUGUGAACAAGCCACUCAAAGGGUUCUUUGCUAUUCCAAUAAUUUCUUACAUAAGAGAUUAAAAACUGACCCAUCGAAACCAUUGCGUGUACAAAGGCAGAAAGGUCAAGCAGCUCUUGGAAAGUUGAAGUCAAUUGAAGAACUUCAGAACGAGACAUGUUGCGUGGAUAAAUGUGUUAAUAUUGCUAGCACUCAUAGCAAAUUACUACAACAAUGGCGCGAACGGUCAUCAAAAGGACAAGCUGAAGCUCGCCGAGUUUUAGCCGAAAUGUUGACACCGUCUGGGGGUGCACGAUCUAACUGUUAUAGAUUCAUAUCUUGGGUGACUGGUUGCAGCCAUAGUACUAUCGGUCGUGUCAACGAACAGAUGAAGAAAACAGGAGGAGACCGUGAGCCGCCUGCGCAUGGGCUGAUCACGUGGUGGAAGGAACACCCAAAACCAAAGAAAACGAAGGCAAAGCCAGCUUUGCAAAAUACAUCGCAUACUGUUCAGAUUCAAAACUUUACUAAUUCUCAAAUCCAAGCGUUGCACCAGCUGGGUAUUUUACCCACAACAAUGUUGUCAGGACAUAAUCCUCAGCAUGUUUUAACCAUCAAUACACCUCUUGGAGCAAAUGGACCUGCAACAACUCAGGCACAAACCUCAAAUAGAACACUGGUGCUUACUCCUACACAACAUACACAGCUACAAAUUCAGCAAUUGCAACAACAGCAGCAACAAUUACAACUUCAGACAUUGCAACUUCAGCAACAACUACAACAGCAGUUGCAGCAAGAACAGCAACAUCUUUCAAGUAAUCCUAAUGAUCAAAACCAGACGAUUAUUCAAAUUCCAAGUCAAGUCGUAUCAACACCCGAAGGAUCUUGUCUAACAAUAGCACAAUCUCACGAAUUUCCUGCUGGAUCUUUCACCUCUACCCUGAAUCCCACCUCCCAAACUCAAGGUAUUAUGAACAGUAAUCCAAGCAGUAAUUCACAGACAACAGCCAUUAGUACGGAAACAUUUUUGACAUCUGAUACAAUACAAAUCCUCAGUUCAGGACAAAUGCAGUCAGUAUUACCACAUGUUGUAACAUUACAAUGUUCUAAUGAGGCAAAUACAACACAAGCUUUACCUGUAUCGCUUAUACAUACUCAAACUAACUUAUCAAUGUAAAUAGUGAAAACUUUUGAAUGCGAAAGAUGAUUACUGUAA
Molecule: messenger RNA, 2487 nt
Organism: Xenia sp. Carnegie-2017
Lineage: Eukaryota; Metazoa; Cnidaria; Anthozoa; Malacalcyonacea; Xeniidae
Exons: 12
Coding region: 229-2448 (739 amino acids)
Source: RefSeq, a predicted model, not a curated record